UAUUUGUAGACCUGGGAAAAAUAUAUAUAAUUCUUGAUUAUAUUAUCUUUAAUAACACAGCUUUCGAUACACGAUUCAUAACACUUCGCUCGAUACAAUUUAUUCCCAAAGUAACCUCCAAUUCGAAUUUAUACUCCAACUUUACUUGUUUCUUUACUAUGUGACACUAUGAAACAAAAAAAGGAGAAAAAUCAAUCAUAACUAUAACAAUAAUUUGACAGCUUUAGAAAAACGAUAAUUAGAGGCAAUAUUUUUAAAAUAAAUAAACAUCAACUAAUUCUAUCGUAAAAAAAUAUUGACUUCGGCCUGCAUGCUCUAUCUCCGUCCGUCUUUCGAAAUGAGACAGUGAUGGCUGAGCGCUCGUGCCAGACGGACCUGUACUACGUGUCCCCAAAACAAAUAUAAGAUUUACUUAUAAAAACUGUGCUGUGUUGUGUGUCCUAGUGAUAUACCGUGUGCACCAAAACCUUUAAGUUAUAAUGGGUAACAAGCAAUUGAAUAAAAAGAAGACAUCUCGAAAAAGACAACUCGGAAGAUUCCAACAAACAAUGGAACUAACGAAAAGAAGAAAAUUGGAUAAUUUCACAGCCGAACAUGAUACUACAUCUUUAGACUACAUCGAACUGCAAAAUAUGGAAAUGGAAUCUCCGAUUUCAUCAACCACUGACAUUCAAAGUAACGAUGAGGCGACCGGCUCAAACAUUUUGAACCCACGCAUUGCACAGGUGGAUGACACUUAUCGGGUUCCUAGUCUAUUAGAGGAAGAAGAUACCCAUGAGUUACAAAUAUCGUUCAAUGUGGAAGAAGGGCAUCCUGACAAAACCGUCAGUCGAAGAAUUGUCGCAGAUCCCCUAAUAACACACCCAACACACAUAUCCGGGCCGGACAGCGAAGGCCUGCGCGCAUCAUGGCGGACACUGCGCGUAUAUCCAGACGACUAUGAAACUCACCGGGGCUACCUCGCCCUGCGGUGUCGCGCGACAGUGCCAACUCGCCCGCCGAAUAUUAGAGCUAUGUCGGUGCGGCUGUAUGUCGCGACGCGCCCGCAUAUAUCAACGUACAUGUUUAGUAAGAAUAAAGCGGCCGCGGGCUGCGCGCGUCACCGCCUCCGCUCCGAGAUGAUCGUGUGGACCCUACUACUGCUGGCCAGGAGACGAGUGCCUUUGCUACGAGACUAGGUUAUCAUAUCGCACUCUCGCCAGGGAAACUUCACUAUUACAAUUCAAAAUUAAUAGAUUCAGGAGUUACAUUGCUAAAAUCAAUAUU
Molecule: messenger RNA, 1266 nt
Organism: Cydia fagiglandana
Lineage: Eukaryota; Metazoa; Arthropoda; Insecta; Lepidoptera; Tortricidae
Exons: 7
Coding region: 480-1178 (232 amino acids)
Source: RefSeq, a predicted model, not a curated record